Fundulus heteroclitus (mummichog) is the source of this 2512-nucleotide messenger RNA. RefSeq names its product meprin A subunit beta. Gene Ontology annotation, biological process: proteolysis. The transcript is spliced from 15 exons. The record is from RefSeq and is a predicted model, not a curated record. Gene Ontology annotation, cellular component: membrane. Bases 117 to 1916 code for a protein of 599 amino acids. Gene Ontology annotation, molecular function: zinc ion binding; metalloendopeptidase activity; protein binding. NCBI's taxonomy places the organism in Eukaryota, Metazoa, Chordata, Actinopteri, Cyprinodontiformes, Fundulidae.
GUUUCGGUUGAGUGCAUUCGCUCCAUCAACUUGUUCGUGCUCAUCCGAAACAAGUGGCAUCCACUGUCAGUGGCGAAAUAGGGCACAUUGAGAAGCACGAAUGAGGAGGACCCACCAUGAGACUGGAAGGAUACUAUUUUCUUUUUUUGAACUUGGCUGUUUCUUCAGCAUUACCCCACCCUAUAGUAGAGAUGAAGUUAGUAGAUGUCGAUGAAAGCAGCACCAACAAAGAGGAUUUAACUCUUGAUGAUAUUCGUGAGCCUCCAGACUCCCAAAAGAGCAGCAUUGUACCUGGCAGCAAUCUGUGGACAUCCCCAGUUUCCUACGUCUUGGAUAAUGGCCUGGACUUGAAUGCCAAAGGAGUCAUCAUGAGAGCCUUUGACCAGUUCAGAGUGAAGUCAUGCAUUGAUUUUAAACCCCGUGAUUCUGAGGAAUAUUACCUUAAUAUCAAAAAGUUAGAUGGGUGUUGGUCGUAUGUUGGUAGAGUAUUCGCCAACGGACAGGACCUCUCUAUUGGUGCACGCUGUGAUACCCUUGGCAUUGUUGAGCAUGAGAUUCUUCAUGCUCUUGGCUUCUACCAUGAACAGUCUAGAUACGACAGAGAUGAUUAUGUGCAAAUUGUCUCUGCCAACAUACUACCAGGUGGAGAGCAUGCUUUCAGAAAGGUUGCCAGCGAUGAGAGCACCGUCCAUGGCACCCCAUAUGACUACAUGUCAGUGUUGCACUAUCGAAAGGAUGCGUUCACCAAUGGCGAUGGCUCAACAAUUAUUACCAUAGACCCUAAAUUCCAAGAUGUGAUCGGUCAAAGGUUUGACAUGAGUCCUACGGAUACUAAAGAGCUGAACCUCCUCUACAGCUGCAGUGAAACUGUGGCUUUUAAGUUUUUCUGUGGCUUUACUGAUGGAGCAAUGUGCAAAAUGAACCGCCGUUCAACAAAUGGAAAUAGCUGGAAAGUGGUUACAGACGUUCAUGGGGGUCCAAGCUCCGACCACACCAGUCUACCAAGUGGAAGUGGUGAUAAUGGUCAACCAAAGGGGUACUUCAUCCAUUCGAGCACAGCAUCAGGCCAGGAGGGAGAUUCAGCCAAACUGGAAACUGAGGUAGUGAAGCUGAACAGGGGAUGUAAUGUCCAGUGUCUGCAGUUCUACUAUUUCCACAGUGGAAAUAAGUUAGAUGAACUUAAUAUCUGGAUAAGAGAGUUUGAAGAUGAACAGGACACCACAGGAACUCCUCGUCUCAUGGGGCAGAUUACUGGUUCACCAACAUCUCACUGGAAGCUCCACCAUGUUUCCUUGAAUGCCACUAAGCCCUUCCAGGUUGUUUUUGAAGCUCGCAAAGGAGCAGGAAGCUCUACUGGAGGAUUCUCUGUCGAUGACAUCAAUCUCUCAGAGACAGAGUGUCCACAUGUUUUCAUACAGAUUGAUGAUCUGGAGAAUCGUUUGGACACAAGCAGCCCUGGAACCAGAAUCUACAGUCCACGACAGUACUCUAAAGACGGCUAUGCGUACCGUGUAGCUGCUAUACUUAAAAAACCAUAUGUUGGGAUGUAUGUGCAGCUCUUGUCUGGUGAAUUUGACGACCAACUGCAGUGGCCUUGCCUACAAAGACAAAUGAUUUUCCAAUUGCUGGAUCAAACUCCUAACCAACAACUGCAAAUGUCAAAACAACGAACAUUCAUUUCCACAAGUGGUUCCUCUAUUUGGGACAAUCCCAGAGAGAGUGGAAGUGGAGUUUUUUAUGAAAAUGGUGAGUUAGUCUAUGGUGGAAGUCUAUACGGGUACUCAUCUUUUACAACCUUGGAAGAACUGCAAACCAGAGAGUUCCUCAAGGGAGGAAGUGCCAUUUUGAUGUUUAACUUUGAAGAUCUCACCCCACUAAUCAGUGGAACUAGUCUACCUUGUCCUCAGUUAAGAUAAGUGACCAUAACAAAUCCUCCCCCAAAUCUGGAUGGCAUUGUCUGCUUCUGUCCUGGUAUGGUGGCCUCUCCAAUCCUUCCAGUCCUGUUGGCAUCGAUCCUUCUGUCGCAAUGAUGUAUACCUCUAAUAUAAAUUUUCUGUCUGCAAAUAGGCAGCAAAAUAGUUUGAAAUUUCUCUCAGGUAUGCAUAAACUGGCUAAAAUUGCAGUGGAGGACUGCAGCUCUAAAACUGCGAGUUAAUUCUUCAACAGCAAACUGGAAAGCUGUACAAUAUUUUAAGAAAUCAGCAUAUAAUGCCUGAACUUGUGGUUCUUAUUCAACCGUAUUUGGUGAUGGGACUGUAUUUUUAUUUAACAUGCAACUGCAAAUUAUUGCAUAUUGCAAAAGCUUGUUUGUAGCAUAAUUUUAUUUCAACUAUUGUAGUUGAAAGAUAUUGAAUUUCUGAAUAAAAUUCACAAUAUUCUGUCUUGCUUUUGCACUUGCAGUUGAACCUCACGCCAAUAAACCCGGGUGCUUGGUGGCUUAAUGGUUAAGAUAAUUUAAAAUCAAAUAUGUAUGAUCUUGUAUGAAUUUGUAGCAAAAAAAUAUAAAUAAAUU